AUGUUGACUAUUAUUUCGUUUUUAGAGGAUAAUGAAGAAUAUCUACACAAGAGAAUAAUAGAAAAACAGACCAUAUGGGAAGAGACCAAACGUGAACCUCAACAUUAUUAUAUUCCACCCAUGUCCAAUAACGUCAUUCAGAAAAUACAACAUAGACUUCGUCUACAAAAUAUCAUGAGAGAAGCUUGGAGAGAGAUUUUUAUGUAUGUGUUGUUUGUUGCUAUUGUUUUUCUAACUGUACAUGGCCACAGAAAUCCACUCACCAGCUAUAUGUUUAGUCAGACCAAUAUAAAUAUGUUUAUUGAUGCCAAAUACACAGAUUCAAUCAAAUUUGAUGAGAUUUCCUCAAGAAGUGAGUUUUGGAAAUAUACUCAAGAAACUUUGCUAGACAAUAUAGAAGGAGAUAGAUUGAUACAAACUAUUGAUGGUACAUCUUAUAUACUAGGCACUAUAAGACUAAGACAAGUUAGAUCUCAAAGAGAUGCGUGUGAUCUACCGUAUUACAAUUUAUAUGGAUUGAAUAACAGAGACUGUACUGCAUCCUAUUGGAUGGGUUAUGAUGAUACAGGCUGUUAUAACCAAUCAUGGAAAAAUGAAGUACCUGAACCAGAUAGUCCUGAAAAUUUCACAGAAUGGAGUUACCAAAGUAGUUGGCAGUUAUCAUUAACACCAUUCAUCGGAAAUCAGGCUACAUAUCCUGGCAGUGGGUUUGUCUUGGAAAUUCCUUUGAAUAAAACAGCAGCUAAAAUGAAGCUGCUGGAAUUGGAGAAGCAGAAUUGGAUUGAUGAAAGAACUAGAGGUCUCUUUAUAGAAUUUACAUUAUACAAUCCUAAUGAAAACCUAUUCUCAGUUCUAAUUCUGUUAGUGGAAUUCACCAAUUUUGCUGCUAUUUUACCAAUGUAUCAAAUCUUUACUUCAACUCUGUAUUAUUACUCUGAUGGUUUUGAAAUAUUUGUGGCUGUCUGCGAGAUAAUGUUUAUUAUGUUUAUACUUUCCUAUACUUAUUUUGAAAUCAAGAAGUUGUCCAUUGAUGUCAAGGCAUAUUUUAAGGAUUCAUGGUGCUUCAUGGAAGUUGGAAUCUUGAUGUUGUCUUAUGCAGCAAUCGGAAUAUAUAUACAAAGGAUUAUAGCCGUGAACAGUAUUUUAGAUCAAUAUAAAAGCUCUGAUGGUCAAUCUUUUCUAAGUUUUUACAGAGCACUAUCCUGGGACUAUUCUCUGCAGUAUGUACUUGGAGCUUUAGUCACUUUUGUCAUAGUCAAAUUUUUCAAAUUGCUCAGAUUUAACAAAAACAUGGUUUUUCUUUCUAAAACAUUGCAUGAAAGUAGAUCCAUGCUAAGUGGGUUUGCUAUGAUUGUGGCAGUAUGUACAGCUGCUUUUGGAACAUUUACAUUUUUAGUGUUUGGUUCACAUUUGAAGGAUUAUUCAAGUCUUUGGAAAACUAUCAUGACCUUAUUUAAUUUUGUUCUGGGCGUAUCUGAUUAUUAUGGCUUGUUAGCUGCUAACAGUACUCUUGGUCCAUUAUUUUUCUUUUUCUUUUCUUUAUUUUUCCAGUACAUAUUAAUGACCAUGUUGUUAGCUAUUAUCAUUACAUCAUUUCAUUUUGUACGAAAUAGAGAGAGAGGGAGAAAAAAUGAACUUAAAAUGCUAAAUUAUUUAUAUGAUAAAUGGAAACUUCUUGUAUAUAGUUAG
Molecule: messenger RNA, 1689 nt
Organism: Lottia gigantea (owl limpet)
Lineage: Eukaryota; Metazoa; Mollusca; Gastropoda; Lottiidae
Exons: 3
Coding region: 1-1689 (562 amino acids)
Biological process (GO): detection of mechanical stimulus
Cellular component (GO): membrane
Molecular function (GO): calcium channel activity; calcium ion binding
Source: RefSeq, a predicted model, not a curated record